UAUUCCAGUGGCUUUUGGCUGGCUUGAGCAAAGACACCACAUCCAGCUGCACUGUGGAGUCGCCGGCACACGCGCAUCUGCGGGAAUGGAGUGAACGGAGGGUGUGUAUUGGGCUGGAUACGGCAAAAAAAGGUCACAUCUGCAGCCUGAACUCGGAUAUUUUGAAAACUGCAGAGUAACAAAAAUAGACAUGGAUUGUAAGGAGGAGAUCAGUGACUCUGAUAGCGGGAUCAUUUUAAACUCUGGCCCAGACAGUCCUACGUCUCCGGUGAAGGACCUGAGCACUCACACGCGUGCCAUGAGGCUGAAGCAGCAGGCCCUUGAGGACAGACUGGAGCUUUGUGUCCUGGAGCUAAAGAAACUCUGCAUUAGAGAGGCUGAGCUGACUGGAAAUUUGCCCUCCGAUUACCCUCUCCUGCCUGACGAGAAGCCUCCGCAGGUCCGGCGACGCAUCGGAGCCGCUUUCAAACUGGAUGAGGGUUUUAUUUCACAAGAUGGCGAGGAGUCUGAGCUGCACGCGCUCGAGGCUGAUCUCGCCCUGCAGCGGCAGAUUUAUGAGGCAGCCCGAAAGCUCUCCCUCGAGGAGCACAUCAGCAAACCGGUGAGGAAAAGCCGACUGCAGCAGUGUAAACGUGAAGAGAAGAAGCUGAAAGAGCUGCAGGAUGCGAUACUGAAACACCGCAUCAACCAUGGCUGUGUCUCUCCACAGACCUGCUAUUCUUCCAGACAGAGAGAUCUUUGUAUGUCUGAUGACAGCUCGCUGUCUGAUGCUGUUGCCUUAGAUGAUGACUCAGACUCUGCUCCCUUUUCUCCAGCCGUUCUGGGGUCUUCCACAGACAGCGGUUUCCAGUGUCUGACUCUCUUGCCCAAUAACGGCCCAAAGCAAUCGAGCUCCAGUUCCAGUCUGGACUAUGAUGCCUCGCCCAUCCAGAACUCUCCAUGGAAGGAGUCCAGCUUGGACCAGCCCUACCAGAAACAAAAACCUUCUCACUCUGCCUGCAGCAGCCGCUCAAGCAGUCCAACAGGCUCACCAACAGACACAAGAAUGGCAGAACUUCCUCCAGCACCCCAGUUUGUGUUUAAGAGUCUGCCAGUGCGAAACAAUCAGCCAAACAGCGCCCCCUCCACCCCAGAGCUGCCACUGCGUCGACAGUUCUCACAGUCCUUCAGGCUUCCCAGAAGCAAACCAGAAUUGACCAAGGCCAGCUCAGACCUGGGACGGGGCCGGACCAAGUUGCCGCGACAACGAGUGACCGAUGUCGCAUUAGCCUACUCAGUUCAACGUUUAUAUCAGUGCAGCUCUGAAGACAGCAGCUCCGAGCUUUCCAUUUCCUCAUACAGCAGUUCCUCCAGCCGAGAGACGACCACCGAGGCACCUAAACCCUAUCCGCCUCCAUACGGCUACCAUCGCACCGCUCCAAAUAAAGGACCAAGCCAGCUCAACACCUACAGUACACUCAAAAACAACAACAAAAACCCACCUCACCUCGUGCCUGGCCCCAAUCGCACCGCUCCAAAUAAAGGACCAAGCCAGCUCAACACCUACAGUACACUCAAAAACAACAACAAAAACCCACCUCACCUCGUGCCUGGCCCCAAUCGCACCGCUCCAAAUAAAGGACCAAGCCAGCUCAACACCUACAGUACACUCAAAAACAACAACAAAAACCCACCUCACCUCGUGCCUGGCCCCAAUCGAGUGAAGAUUAGCAAUGGGACACCACUUCAGGCAGACAUGGCAAGGCUGCAACUCAGACAGAAUUCACAAUCUGAUGCUGUACAUACUAAUAAACCCCAACAAGUCGAGGUUAUCUCACCCAAACGAAUGCUCAAGCCUCCCCCGCCAUACACAAAGGUGGUCCGCACGACGUCACUAAGAGAAUAUCCCAACCACCCCAGCCGUGUGCUUCCUCGAGAUGUGGUAUCAGGGGAGCUUAAAACCUGGCACCAGAAAACCAAUAUAAUCAUAUCCAAACCCCGCUCACUUGAACGGCAAGGAUCGAUUCGAAUCAAGCGCCCAGUGCCGCCACCCUACCACCAGAUUCCCUCUCAUAAACAGGUUUCUCAGAAGGUGAUUCUGCAAAGGGCUUCGGAUGGAACGCCGCUGCAGUGGUACGAAGAGGAAGACUCCGAGAUUGUGAGUCAGGUGUAACCAGGUAGAAGAAACCUGGAGGAGAUGACACAGAGAAUAAGCGAACUCUUAUUGUACAUGUCUUUAUUUUUAUUUAUUGAGCCAAUGGACUCACCGAUGUAGUCUGAUUAUGUUCAUUCUCACCGAGACUUUUUGACCAAGUUGGAGCUGAGCCUCGAUUCUAUAUAUGCCUACAUUUGUGAUUAAAUUUCAAGUCUAAGACUUCCUUGUAAGGCAUCAUGCCAGAUUAUUAUGAUGAAUGUAUAAUAUAAUCGUGCUUUUAUUGAUGUCAGUAGAGUGUGGCCCACCUUUUGCAAAAGAAUGCCCUCACAGAAAUGACAUCUUUUAGUAUGUAUUUGUGUCUUGUACACGAUUCUUCAUAAUUAAUGUAUUAUGUAAUGUCUUAGUUUC
Messenger RNA from Sinocyclocheilus grahami, 2542 nucleotides. RefSeq names its product innate immunity activator a (gene inavaa). The coding region runs from base 191 to 2152 and encodes 653 amino acids. The record is from RefSeq and is a predicted model, not a curated record. NCBI's taxonomy places the organism in Eukaryota, Metazoa, Chordata, Actinopteri, Cypriniformes, Cyprinidae. The transcript is spliced from 10 exons. Gene Ontology annotation, biological process: positive regulation of protein ubiquitination; adherens junction maintenance.